This is a messenger RNA of Knipowitschia caucasica, 1008 nucleotides long. NCBI's taxonomy places the organism in Eukaryota, Metazoa, Chordata, Actinopteri, Gobiiformes, Gobiidae. The record is from the annotation of a GenBank genome assembly.
AUGCGUCUACUGAGCGCGCUCCUCCUGCUCUGCUCUCACCUGCAGCACUUUCAAGGCCUGGGAGUGGAUCAGAUGUUGUACCGGAGAGCAGGAGAUGAUGUCACACUUCCCUGUGACAUACAUCGCUCUGAACCAAACUGCUCCUCUGUGGACUGGACUAAUGAGAGUGAUAACUUCGUGGUCUUAUCCGGUCAGAUCAGAAGCAAGUUCUCGUCCUCUCGAUACUCUCUGAAGACAGACUGUUCACUCGAUGUCCUCAACGUCAGCGCAGCAGACGCAGGGACAUAUUUCUGUGGAUCCUGGACGUCUUGGAAAAAAUAUGAAUCUAGAAGAUAUGUGACUCUGAGGGUUCUCUUAGUGGACACCAGCCUGACCCCUGACCUCGCCACAAUCCGCGUCUCUCUGUCCCCGUCCUGUGGCUCCGGAAGGUUCCGCUGGUCGGACCAAGAUGGGACGGUCCUGUCUGAGGGGGUCACUCUGAGGACCUGUGGAUCCAGUCUGACUGUACAACGAACACAGUACAGGACCCUCACCUGUCAGUAUGAGGAGGAGGGGCGAGUGAGGGUGUCUGCGGAGUACAGGCUGACGGAGGCAGGGCACGGCCAGAUGGGAGACCCAGGUGACCGCUGGUCUUCCUUGCUCCCGGUCCUGGUCUCUGGGGUUCUGGUUGGAGCUGUGGUGCUGGUCGCAGUUCCAGUUCUGAUUUUCAAAAUAAAAUCUACAAAGAAAACAGCAAGAAGCAAACAAGCCACAGAUACACAAGAAGGCCAACAAGAGGCUGAGGAACUGCCGGAUCCAGAAAACUGUUUGACUUAUGCCACAAUCACCCAUGGACCAGAGAGACCCAAGAACCAGUUUGAAAAUGACACUGUGAUGUAUUCCACGGUGAACUUCCAAAGCACAGCGCCCCCUAAAGCCAGGACCAGAGCACUGCAGCAGACUGAGACUCACUCACACACAGAGCACAGCGCCUCCUACAGCCAGGACCAGAGCACUGCAGCAGACUGA